AUGAUGCAACGAAAUGGAUCUCCACCGGACACAAGUCGUGAACAACCUGAGUCUCCUACGCCACAAUCACCCAAUUUAUCGAGGAGACAAAGAUUACUAGGACUUGCAAAGGCUACGAGGGAUAGUUACAUGCCUAGGAUCUCACUGAUUGCCUCUGGGGUCUCCAGUAGAGCGUUGGGUGGUGACUACUAUGAUGAAAACGGUAAUGUUAGGCUUCCAAAAGAUGCUACUAUCACGUUGUUUCCAGCGUAUACCAGAAAAACUGAAGAUGGUAAAUAUCAUGUCGACGUAAAAGGCUGGCUCUCGUGUCCUGGGGUAAUGUCUAGAAAAAACCGGUUGAUUCUAUCGCUAGCCAAGCAAAUUACUCGUUAUAGCUCUAAUCCUACAACGGCAAAACAGGCAAUUAACGAAUUGGAAAAUGACAGGCUUGAGCCUGAUGUGAUUACUCCAAGUGAUGAUGCAUCGUCUGAUUUGGAGUCAAUAAAUUCUAAAGAUUCGUCUAUUAAUACUAUUUCGCAAAAUGAAAAUAAGCCACUUCAAGCUUCUGUUACAAACUUGUCCGUGCGAAGUAGCACUCCGAGCUUUAAUGAUGAUCUACUAAAAGAAAGAUUGAGCAAUUUUAUUGCAAGAUCUAUUGCAAGUGCGGAGCUAGUGAUUCUGAUUGGAUCUCAGGAUAGGUUGGAUCUUAAUGAAUUAGAGCAUAAUAGUGUUAUCACUGAUGGUUAUGGGCAUUUUGAAGCAUGUGUGGAAGUAAAUUAUGAACCAUCGGUAAUCCAAGUCAAAGCAGCUACUGAUGAAAGCAUCUUCUCUUUCCAGGAUAUUAUGCUUAUCCCCAGUGAAGGAUUAGGAUUAAUUAGUGAUAUCGAUGACACGAUUAAAUUAACGGGUGUCACUGGUGACAAAAGAGAAUUAAUGAGAAACUUAUUGCUAAAUGAUGUUACUCUGUGGAACAUUCCUCCAGUAGUUAAGUGGUACAGUCAAUUAUAUGACCAUAAGUGUAUCUCUUUUCAUUACGUCUCAAAUUCUCCAUGGCAGCUAUUUUCUAGUAUACACAAAUAUUUCGAAGAAGUAAAGCUACCAUUAGGAUCGGUACAUUUGAAACAAUAUACUGGAAGCUUUAUAUCCUCCUUAAUGGAACCAUCGUCUUCGAGGAAGAAGAGAGCUUUGUCAAAAAUUGCGGAGGAUUUCCCAAAGAAAAAAUUCAUAUGUGUUGGUGAUUCAGGUGAACACGAUUUAGAGGCAUAUGCUGAUUUAGCUAGAAGUUAUCCCUCGCGUAUUAUAGCCAUAUAUAUCCGAUGUGUUGAGGAUUCCUUAUCCGAUAUUGAUGAUAAGAAAAUUUUGAAAGAACUUACUAAACUUACAUCCAAGACAAAACCAAAAGCUAUUUCUAAAAAUCUCUCAUCAAAACCUAACGAUGGGAUUGAAAAUUUAAUCGAUUUGACAGAUGACACACCACUUUUUGCAGCUGACCGGUCAAAGAAACUCCCUCCUAUGAUACCGCAUAAACCGUCAACAUUGCAAGGAAAUAAGUUAGGUAGAAAGCCCCCUUUACCGAUUCGUGAUGAAUUAAAGAAAUCGCAUACAGACACUGAACUUGCACAUUCGAAUUCCACGGAUUCUACUUCAUCGAAUGGAAAAGAAUCAUCUUGGAAGGAUUUAACUGGAAUACAGAAAGAUUCUGACGAUAACCCUCCUCCUACGCCGCUUAGAAGACCAACGUCUUUUACUUCCAAAGCAAAUGCUGAAGGCUUUACAACUGCGUCGGAUCAUGAUUAUAAUGUCUUUGAUAAUUUGCAGGAUGUUUAUGAUACACAUAACUAUUAUGAAUUGGAAGAUGUUGACAAAAAAGGGGCUCAAUGGAUUAGAAGAGUUGUCACUUCAUUGGAAGCAUUAGAGGGCACUGACACGAAGAUAAAGUUCUUUACUGAUGAUGAGCAUGAUUUUUUCACCAACAGUAUAGAUAUAGUAAAGGAUUACUUACAUAGAAAUAAUAGUAAUUAA
This is a messenger RNA of Debaryomyces tyrocola, 2001 nucleotides long. NCBI's taxonomy places the organism in Eukaryota, Fungi, Ascomycota, Pichiomycetes, Serinales, Debaryomycetaceae. The record is from the annotation of a GenBank genome assembly.